UGUCCCUCGGACACAGCGGAUCACCGAUCACGGAAAGAGCCGAAGAUGUCGGCUCCGUCAUGUGAUCAGCUGUGUCCAAUCACAGCUGAUCACAGGGGACAUCUACACUGAUCAUUAGGGCACUGAUGAUCAGUGUGCCCUGAUGAUCAGUGUAGCCCCAGCAGUGCCACCUGUCAAAGCCCAUCAGUGCCAGCUGUCAGUGCCUAUCAGUGCCACAUCAAUGCCACAUAUCAGUGCCCAUCUGAGCUGCCUUUCAGUAUCAUCCAUCAGUGCCAGUCAGUGCCACCUAUCAAUGCCAAUCAGUGUCACCUAUCAGUGCUCCCAAUCAGUGCAACCUAUCAGUGCCAGUCAG
This is a messenger RNA of Staurois parvus, 352 nucleotides long. Lineage: Eukaryota; Metazoa; Chordata; Amphibia; Anura; Ranidae. The record is from the annotation of a GenBank genome assembly.